Molecule: messenger RNA, 7803 nt
Organism: Anas platyrhynchos (mallard)
Lineage: Eukaryota; Metazoa; Chordata; Aves; Anseriformes; Anatidae
Gene: TFCP2L1
Product: transcription factor CP2 like 1
Biological process (GO): regulation of transcription by RNA polymerase II
Cellular component (GO): nucleus
Molecular function (GO): RNA polymerase II cis-regulatory region sequence-specific DNA binding; DNA-binding transcription activator activity, RNA polymerase II-specific
Source: RefSeq, a predicted model, not a curated record
AGCGCCGGGAGCCGGCGGGGCUGCGGCCGGAGCUGGCGGGAGUGGUGCCCGGGGUGUCUCGGGGUGGGCAGCCCGGCUGGCCCCCAGCCUUCGCCGCCUUCCCCCAGCGCCAGCAGCGGGCCCCCUCCCCGCCCAAGAUGCUGUUUUGGCACACGCAGCCGGAGCACUACAACCAGCACUCCACCGGCAGCUACCUGCGAGAUGUCCUUGCACUGCCGAUCUUCAAGCAGGAAGAACCUCAGCUGUCUCCUGAGAAUGAAGCCAAAUUGCCUCCGUUUCAGUACGUCCUUUGCACAGCCACAUCACCUGCUGUGAAACUGCAUGAAGAAACCCUGACCUACCUCAACCAAGGUCAGUCUUAUGAAAUCCGUCUACUUGAGAAUAGGAAAUUGGGAGAGUUUCAAGAUUUAAACACAAAAUAUGUAAAGAGUAUAAUUCGUGUAGUAUUCCAUGAUCGACGCCUGCAGUACACAGAGCAUCAGCAACUGGAGGGCUGGAGGUGGAGUCGGCCUGGGGACCGCAUCCUUGAUAUAGAUAUUCCGCUGUCAGUUGGCAUCUUGGAUCCCAGGGCCAGCCCCACACAGCUGAACACUGUUGAAUUUCUGUGGGAUCCAUCAAAGAGAGCCUCAGCAUUCAUUCAGGUACAUUGUAUCAGCACAGAAUUUACUCCACGGAAACAUGGAGGAGAGAAGGGGGUUCCUUUCCGGGUGCAAAUUGACACCUUUAAGCAGAAUGAAAAUGGUGAAUACACAGAACACUUGCACUCUGCAAGCUGCCAGAUCAAGGUGUUCAAGCCUAAAGGAGCAGACAGAAAACAGAAGACUGACAGGGAAAAAAUGGAGAAGAAGACCACCCAAGAGAAGGAGAAGUAUCAGCCUUCCUAUGAGACAACUAUUCUCACAGAGUGCUCUCCCUGGCCAGAUGUGCCUUAUCAAAUGAACAAUGCUCCAUCUCCAAGCUACAACAGUUCUCCCAACAGCUUCAACCUUGGAGAUGGCAACAGUUCUCCAACCCACCAAGUGGAGCUCCUGCCUCCCAGCAAUGAUCAUCUCCUUCCUUCUGCUUCUAUUCAAGAUGCCCAGCAGUGGCUUCAUCGUAAUAGGUUCUCUCCAUUCUGUAGACUCUUCUCAAGUUUUUCGGGUGCUGACUUACUGAAGAUGUCCAAAGAAGAUUUUGUUCAAAUCUGUGGGCCUGCUGAUGGAAUUCGGCUCUUUAAUGCAAUCAAAGGAAGAAAUGUAAGGCCCAAGAUGACAAUUUAUGUCUGUCAAGAACCAGAGCAUAACAGGUCCCACCUCCACCAAAAACGAGAAAAUGGAGAUGGCAGUCUUUGCGUAUAUCAUGCAAUUUUCUUGGAAGAAUUGACCACCUUGGAAUUAAUUGAGAAGAUUGCAAACUUGUACAGCAUUUCUCCACAGCAGAUAAAUCGAAUCUACCGGCAGGGACCCACAGGGAUCCAUGUAUUAGUGAGCAAUGAGAUGGUGCAGAACUUCCAAGAUGAAUCUUGUUUUGUUAUCAGCACAUUAAAAGCUGAAAGCAAUGAUGGCUACCACAUCAUUUUAAAAUGACCGUGCUGCACAGAAAGACUUUAACAGCCUAACGUUUAGUGCCUCACUGAGAUUGCUACAACCUAGACUGGAAACAUGAAGAACCUUCUGGAUAAAAUGCUCCUAUGAACUCAGAAUUACCAAACAGCUUAAAGAAAAACUUGCUUUUACAGAUAUACAUUUUUUCUUUGAAGCUGGAGUUAAGAACAUCCUCAAAGCUUGUACAUGUUUCUUCCUUCCUCCCUUCCUCUCCAGUCUUAAAAAUUGUUGAGGUUUCUGCUUACUGCUUAGAAACAUCUGCCUUGUACUAAAGGGAAAUGAAAGAUAAACAAAAACCAAUUCUCUAGACCCCUCAUGGUUGGGUGAAUUGUUUUAUUUACAGUUCUGAGUGUUUCUUGCUUUCAACACACACCCCGUUCUUGAUGGACAUAGGCUCCCUGUGGCUCCUCUUUUACUCUUUGAGGUGGAGGGCUUGGGGCUAAAUCCAGGAGCAGAUUGAGCAACGCAGACGAUGGAUUUGGUGCCCAGUCCCCAUCCACAGUGUCAACCCUGGAAGCCUGCAAUUAGCUGAUUCCCAUUUGUAGAUGUGCUUGAAGUCCCAAGACCUUAGUCUGACCUGACAGAGCUUCUUUAAUGCUUAUCCAACAGAACAAUUUUUGCAGGGUUCAAAGGAGGACAGGCAACCUGAAGCAAGCAGUUCAGUACUGUUUUGUAUCUUUAGCUUUAGAGUAGUCUCCUUGCAUAGAGUAUAAGAGGGUUUUCGGAGGAAAUGUUUUGAACAUUGAAAGCCAUAGAGCUCAUGAGAAAUUCAUAUCGCAGAUUUAUUCUACUCUAUAAAGUGUUAAUUAACUGCUGUCUUUACUGUAACUGGGAAUUAGGUUUUAUGAUCUUGGUGAGUAACAGCAGGCGAAAAUCAUUAAAGUAAGUAAAACUGAGUUUAGAUUGAGCCCAGGUAAUGGAUCAUCUUAGUUGGCUGCUUCGUAUAUUCUUGCUGUUUCACUCUGGACUCCUGUUUCAAAUAGCCUCAACUACAGUUAACCCCCACACCCCUCCCCAGGUCUCUUGGGAUGCCAUCCAGGCUCCAUGAAGCUGAAAAAGUGGUUUUCGCUGAUGUCAAAGGCAAACUGGAUCACACCCUUCUUGCAUGGAUGGAUGAUUUUGGCAGCUAAUUAAUAAGACUGUCUCCCAGACUGAAUGGCUAUCUAGCAUCAAAUUCUUCUGCUUGAACAUUUCAUUUCUCCCUGAAUUGAGACAGAAAGCUGAAAUACCAACAUUUUCCUGGAAUGGAAAUUUAAAAAAAAAAAAAAAAAGAGAGAAAUUGUCAGUUGGAAAACGCUGAAUAAAACGUUCUAGCGUUUUGGAAUGGAAACGUUUAAUUAAAUCCAUUUGACCCUUAAAGCAGCAUCAGUUUUAGCUACUGUCGCAGACCUCAGAAAUUACCAUUAAAGUGCCUUGUGCGCCAUGUCUCCCCUGGGGCCGAGCUCCUUGGCUGGAUGUCAGAUCCCAUGGUGCACUUACCGCGGGUUAGUCAAAGGGGGAGUGCGUCAUGAAGGCUGGAGGGGUGCCCAGGAGCCCAGCCUUCUGGGAAAGGGGGAUGUGCAGACUGUGAAUUAGAGCUCCCAGCUGACACCGGAGGAAUUCGGACAGACGUGGACUGAUAAUUUUUCUGACAAAAACGAUGUUUCAAGUUUUCCCAACAGAAAUAAAGAGCAAAGUACAGAGAAAAGCAUUUUUUUUUCCACUAAAAGCAUGAACUUUUGUGCAAACCCCCACUACCAAAAGAAAAGCAACAAAAAAAGCACCCAUCCCCACCAUUUUUUUUUUUUAAACCAAAAAUAAUACUAGAAUAGAAAAACUGUGUUACAAUGGGAAAACCUGCAGCCAACUCAUCUAAUUGACUAACAUUGCAUACUUAGGCAUGAUCUUGCACAACUGGCUGUCCUGGAUGCUCCAUGAAUCGUAGCAGUUAUCCAAAAGAGACUUUCAGGGUUUGGGACAUGGCAGUUCCACCCUGUGAAGUGAAGGAGCUUGAGGCUGCUUGGUUGAGGAUUAGGUUGUGUAGGUGAGAAAAGUUGUGAGUAGCCUCUUGGAGUGAGAUGGUACCAAACAGAGAGGCUGGGAGUAGCUUUGGGGGAAGAAAUGCCUUUUUGGAAGAUGGGAAAUGCCAUCUUUCUGAGGAAGAUGAGGCCGCGUGAAACUUGACCGUGCCUUGAAAUGAAAGUGCCACUGAAGGGGAACUUGUGACUGACCAAAACCUUUAUUUCUGGUCAAACACUGGAACCAGGCUUCCUAUAGAUGUAGUUGAUGCCCCAUGCCUCUCAGUGUUCAAAAGACUUUUGGACAAUGCCCUCACUAAUAUGCUUUAACUUUUGGUUAGCCCUGAAGUGGUCAGGAACUUGGACCUGAUGGUCUUUGAAUGUUGUUUCCAGCUGAACCAUGUUUUCACACCCAGACUGAGUUGUUCUUGCUGCCCUUUGUGGCACUUAGGAACUUUGUAAGCCCCGAGAAGGUCAUGGUGGAAGGUGGGCUCCUUCCCUGCAGCCACCCUCUCAGAUCAAAACUCCCCAGAAGAUGGGAGGACAAGCUUCACUUCCUCCUGCAGCUACUUGCCACCAAGUACUGUAGGCACUGCUGAGCUACAUCUGUGUUUCCCUCGUGCCCCUUUUGUGUCGCUACACUCUGAGGAAAAUUAAAUACAUCAAUGACAGAAGUUCAGGUUAUUGGCCUAGGCUGAAUGAUGUCGUAGAGGUUUAUUCUGUCUGAGAGGCAGCUGUGUCACCCCCUGGCUCUGCGGCCUGUGUCAGGGGGCAGUGGGGAGUCCCCUGACCCCAGUUGUGGCCUCACAGCUAUAGUUACCUUCCAAAAUGUUUGUGAAUAGGUGGGGCCUACAUGCCACUGUGUGCCAGGAGCUGCUUGCUGUCUGGUUUCUGUUGUAGAAGAUGCAUUGGCUACACUUUUUCAUGUCAUUUUGUAAUAUUGGCCUGGUACUGCUUAUCUGGCAUUGCUGCUGUUGGCAUACAACUAAGAGAGGUGGAUCUGGCCUGAUGAGAGGGAUUUAAAUUGGGGUUGCCAGAUAGAGUGUAGUCAGUACCUGAUCCACUCACAUGUGACAGCCCUGCAAUUUAGGGGGCACAGCAAUAGAUAAACACAGCACUGCAAAGGAAGGAUAGAGGCAGCUUUGCUGUCAUGGUUAGGGACUAAGAACCGUGUGCUUAUUUUUAUGAAGUAUAACUUGUUCUUGGUUAUUUUAGAAACAAAUCUUGCCCAUAAAGAAGUAUACGCAGAAGUCCUAAUGCUAUUUCUGUAACACUUGCUUGAUUAAUUUUGAACAAAAAUAACUCUGUUAGGGCUUUGUUAUAUUUAGAUUUUUAAAAUUGAGUAAUUUUAUAUUGAUAUAAGGAUGAAUCUGACCGUAUAUCUUGCUCUUCUUUCUAUGUUGUAAGAAGGUAUACCAGAGUAAACAAUCAUGUAGAUUAUAAAUAUUGUUCUACUAGGUGGGCUCUACAGUUUUUAUCUAUGUUAGCUUGUUUGUUGAGCUGUAUAACUGUAAUGUGUAUGUAAGGCUAACGCCUACUUGACAAAGUAGUUCUAGUCCUUGUUGAACCUCUGUAGUCCCAACAGAAAUUUGGGGGCUCGUGCUGAAGUAGCAUACACACCCAUGAACAUCUCGACACCAGCUAGUUGGGUGUCUGGAUGAAUGAUGAGUUACUUCCACUUGUCUCUGGGUGUUAGAAAAACACAUUGCACCCUUUGCCCUUGUUGCAUGAUGCUGUGUAACCAACAGGUUGUUGUAUGUGGGCAAAUUGACCAUGAACCGUUGUGGCUGAGAAGGAGUGCUUGAGGUGGCAUUGGUCAGAGCAAUGCUAGUGUGAGACUGGGCUGCAGACAAACCUUCCUCCCUGCCUCCCAAAGCACAAAAGCAGCCCCUUGGCCUAGUGAAGAUGGUGAGUUUGUCUGUACAGAAACCAGGUGAAGCCUUCAGAUGUUAGGGCUUUACUUCAUAUGAGUGGCUUGUCUCACCUGUGUAAGUGGCAGGUGAUUACCUGAUGGCUUAGGCUGUCCCUGUGAUUACAGAGGGUCUGGUGUCCCUGUAGAAACCCGUUCACCCUAUUUGAAAAUCUGACAGCCUCCAGAAGGAAGCUUUUCAUUCUUCAAGAAUAAAGGAAGCACAAAUGAGUAAUCUGGGCUAGAUGUCUAAGUUCUAGACGGGCUAAAGGCAAGGGAAAUAAGUAGCUUCCUCCCCCCCCCUACCCCCCUCCCAUGUGAAUGUCCCAGAAGAAUCUUGCAUUUACAGUGCUCUUAAGUGCCUGUUACAUUUUAUGUCUUUUUUUCCCCCCUAUUAUUUUUUUAGGUAACAAAUGAAACCUUCUGUUCAAAGUAAUUUAAAUUAGACUUUAUCUCUGUAUGUUAAAUUUGUAGGACAGACCUUUAUCAGCUCUGGGUUUUAGGAAUCUUAACUAAGCCUUACUUAAGUAGUGUGGUACCCCAAACUGUCAUCAUGCAUGGAACCUACAAGUAAAAGUGGGCUUGCUGGGGAUGAAAUAGCAGGAGAAUUGUUACAUGAUUAAAAGCAGUAUGACUCCAAGCAGUGCUGCAAAGCUCAAGCCCGGGUUCUUAUCAGAUCCAUACUGGCUCCUUGGAAUUAUUUCACUGAUUGUUACAUUUUCUCUGAAAACUAAGUAAAUUGAUACAGAUCAGUUAGUAUGACUAUGACAAUGAAAUGACCAUUGUAUGUCACCUCAGGGCAGGGGAGGAAAGGCACAAAUAAUUUGGUGACAGAAAUCUGUGCCAUGUGCCUGAGGUGGCAGGACUGGUGUUUGUAAAAUUAAUGCUCCUGUUCUUUCAGCACCCUGCUUGGUUAAUUGGCUAAAAUCUAAAUAAUAAUCCAAUCUGGAAAACACUGAAAUUCUUAAUUGUCCUGGUGUGAAAUUUAAUGGACAGAACUUUCAGGAAUUGCAGGUAGUAAAAGGAUUAUUGCAGUUGAGAAGUCCUGAAUGGCACUCUCCUUGUAAUGUAACAUAAACAUAUUUAUGCAUAUAUAUAUAUACACAUACAUACUGUACUGUAUCAACACAUAUAUGUGCUGAGUACUUGUGUCCUUUGGCUUUAAUUGGUACUCUGCUUUGUUUAAUUGCAUUUCAAUGUAAAGAACUCUUGUUGGUCAAGCUUUGAAACCCAGUCAUUCCUUGAGCAGAAAUGUAAAAGUCCAUAAUAGCAGCUCUAGGUGAUUUGGAGAUGGUCCACUUGGAGUGAUGUAAAUUUGAUGACCUUCUGCAAUAUAAAUUCCAGGCCUUGGUGAAGACGAGUAUAUUCUUGCACUGGCACUGCAGCUCUAUAGUGCGGCUUCUGAAAAUAAGUUAAAGAGAAAUAGAUAGCUCAAAGCUUUGUAAAUUAGUCAAAGCUACUUCCUAAGCUGAAUAGCCAUACGGUGACUUUCCUAGCUUGAUGUUGUAUUGCUUAAGCAUUGGCUGUAAUUCUAGCAAUCAUCUGGUGGAUGACUGGGACAGUUUUUUUUUGUCUCUGUUUUUGUUUUUGACUGUUCUCAGAGAAAUACUUGUAUUCAGACUGUAGCUUGUCUUUCUCCUCCAAUUAUUAAAUGGUUUUACUUUAUGGUAGUACUACAGAUAUUUUCUUAAGAUUAUAAUCUGCUUGACAGCACAGGGUACUCAAAGUGGGGAGUGUGUGUUUGGUGUUGAUCAUAGCUACUGUAGGUGAAUAGCAGAAGGCAGACUGGAGGUGUAUGCUAACAUCCUUGUCUCUCUUUAAAAAAGGGGUUAAGCUGGUGCCUAGCUUUUUGUGCAUUUCCGAUUUGUACUUUUUUUUCUUUUUUUUGGCCAUUCCCUCAAAAUUCUUCUGCUCCCUGUGGGGGGAUGUGUUGGUAAGCAUCUGGUGUGCCUAACUUUUUCUUAAGUAGCCUGCUGUUUUCCCAGUUUGCUUGGGGUGAGCGUUUAUCUUUCAAAGGGCUAUGGGAGUUACCUCUGUUCACUGACAAUGCAGCCAUUCGAGAUGGGCGAUGCUGACCCCAAAGUUGGCGUGAUGGGCGAGGGUGAGUGGAGGUGGGUAGAUUGGAGGCUGAGGCGUACCAGUUGUGAGUAAAUACUGCCACACUUUUUGUCUUUUUGUUUGUUCGUUUUUUUGUACAUGAAUUAAAAAAAAAAAAAAAGCAUAUUUUGCACUGGCUAUUGUACUGUUGUGCAGAAGAAAUCUGUAUCUAGAAUCUGUGCUCCAGUCAAAAUGCAAAUAAACCCGUUUGUAAGAA